CACUCACCCUUAGACAGACACCAUUCGUCAUAUACAUAUACACAUAUACAUAUACACAAAUACAUUUUGAAAAAAAACGGAAAAAUUCCUAUAAAAGGAUGUCAGACAAAAUGAGAAAUAAGAAUAAGGAGCCAAUUAUUUUAAUGACGGACCUACUUGCGGUUGUUAGCUCGCCAGUACCCACCAACACAUACAUUUAGAACGAAAGGAAUAUCAAGCAAUUAGCACUCCUCAUCACCCUAAUUAAGUCACCUUGCAAACAGACACAGGCAACUAAUGACAGGAAUAGCUGACAUAUCACCUGGUCAACUGUCAUCAGUCUCCAUCGCAUGUUUGACAGUCUUGCUGUCCGACAUAGCAGCCAUUCCGUUUCUUGUGUUAGGUGUCCCAAGCUCCAAUCAUCUGUCGAUGACCCUUGGGACGCGGUGUGACGAAGUGUGACGCGGAGUGACAUAACACUACUAUCAGGGCACUGUAUAGUGAUGCAGGUACCAAGCCGCUACAAUGACAAAACAAUUUUUUAAAUCGCCAUUUUUCUGGCUCGGUCUCAUUUUUAUAACUUCUAAUGUCUACGUCAGCUGUUCCAAGUUGGGCCCCAUGAAAUCUAAAAAGGAUUCCGACGUUCCGAAAACAAGUUCCCAAAUACGGCCAUCUGACGUGUUGAUAAAUCAAAAUUUAACUUCGCAAACCGGACAACGGUCAUCUGGUUUAGAAGGUUCGUCCAACGCGAGUCAGCUGACUCAAGCAAUCUCCGUGAACCCUGAAUCAAAAAGGCAGAAACCAGCUCAACGAGUAAACGAUGGAAGUUUAUCCACAGGAUCCCAGUCUAAUCAAUCAACGUUUGCAUCGAAUAUCCCCCAGUCUGGACCCAUCGUCAACCAAACCAACACGGGUUGCGACUUCCCAACCUUUGACCCUUUCAACAAAAUCCUGAAGAGAUUCAGCAAAAAAUUCCCAACCAUCGACUGCUCUAAUCAGACGCCACAUCUGGUCUACGCACAAGGCGACACGAUAACCGUCAACCACACCAAAAUCCGGAGCAUCCCAUACCUCAGAUCUACCUUCAAAUAUUGCCAGUAUCAGGCUAGGGUUCGGGACGUUUUCGACAAAGAAAUGCAAACCGUUUUCACCGGCCCUAUUUUUACAAACUCCAUCAACGUCACCCACAGCUAUGUCGUUGUUGAGUGUUACAAUAACACCGACGAUGUUAUAUCCAGAUCGUACUUGACAUUUAUCCGUAAAAAACCGAACCUCGAGUCUGAAUUAAAAGCCAAGUAUGAGGCACACGUUGAGCUCCACGCACCCAAAGAAACUUUGAGCGUCAUGAUGGUGGGGAUUGAUGCCAUAUCCAAAAACAAUUUCCAGCGUGCCAUGCCGAAGACGAGAAACUUUCUUCUAGAAACUAUGAAAGCUGUUGAGUUGUACAAACAUAAUAAAUUCGGCCACAACACGUUCCCUAACGUGGUUGGUCUACUUACCGGAAUGAAUGAAGAAUCGCUAGCUAAUCUUGGGUAUUCAGAUUUGAGGCCUCUUGAUAUAGUAAACGAUGCUUUUCUUUGGAGUGCUUACCGUAAAGCCGGUUACAGAACCGGAAUGUUUUUAGAUAGAGUAGAAGUAACCGGAUUUCACUAUUCAAAAUACGGUUGGGAAAAACCACCGGUUGAUUAUUACUUGCGGGAGGUAAUCCUAGACUCUGAGACCGACAGUUUGAUGAGAAACAACAGCAACUGUAUCGGUGACAUCCCAGAGAUUCGCCUUCUGACCGACUACUGGGUCCAGCUAGCGACUUUGUUCAACAACUCCAAAACAGAGCCGUACUUUCUGUACAGUUUGAGUACACGGUCCACGCAUGACUAUGAGAAUAAAGCAAGCGCAAUUGAUGAACAUUAUUUCCAAUUUUUACAAACUUUGGUGGACAAGAAAGUUCUAAACAACACGGUGCUUGUCUUCUUCAGUGACCACGGGCCGAAGCGUGGAAGUGUAAGGACGACUUACUAUGGCAUGCUAGAAAAUCGAAUGCCUUUAAUGUUCCUCGUGUUCCCACCCUGGUUCCAUACCAAAUACCCGCAGCUGAUGGAAGUUGUGAAAACCAACCAACAUCGUCUGACGACCCACACGGACGUCUACGAGACUUUGAUUGACCUGCUGUACUUUAAAGCAGAGGCCGGGAAAGGAAGUCUCACCCAGCCUAGGAUCAGCUUGUUCAAAGAGAUUCCAGAAGGACGCACGUGCCAGCACGCGCUGAUCCCCAUUGAUUACUGCGCCUGUAACAUUACUUCGGUGUUCAAGUUGAGUAGAAAUUUCGUACAUUUUCUAGGCCAGCGAGUGAUAGCGAAGAUUAACCGGUCCAUCAGCACUAUGACAAGGAACCCUUACGCCGAUCUGUACCUGGAUAAAGUCAUUGAGUUGAGAGAGAUACGACCUGACGCCCAGGGCAGGACGAGAUAUAACAUCAUCAUCUCAGCCGAUCCCAGCGGCGCCAUCUACCAGGCUGUAAUCACGUUGAUUGAAGAAAACGCUAUGGUCCGCAUUGGACUGCUUGCAAGACUAGACCACUUAGAAGUCUGAAAUAAGUGCUCAAACAACCAGAGGAGAAAAAUAAUUAUCAUUAAAAAAGUUUUAAAA
Molecule: messenger RNA, 2625 nt
Organism: Physella acuta
Lineage: Eukaryota; Metazoa; Mollusca; Gastropoda; Physidae
Source: RefSeq, a predicted model, not a curated record